Syngnathus typhle (broad-nosed pipefish) is the source of this 4760-nucleotide messenger RNA. RefSeq names its product adhesion G protein-coupled receptor A3 (gene adgra3). Gene Ontology annotation, biological process: G protein-coupled receptor signaling pathway; cell surface receptor signaling pathway. NCBI's taxonomy places the organism in Eukaryota, Metazoa, Chordata, Actinopteri, Syngnathiformes, Syngnathidae. Gene Ontology annotation, molecular function: G protein-coupled receptor activity; protein binding. Bases 617 to 4567 code for a protein of 1316 amino acids. Gene Ontology annotation, cellular component: external side of plasma membrane; plasma membrane. The transcript is spliced from 19 exons. The record is from RefSeq and is a predicted model, not a curated record.
UGAAAUACGGACAGGGAAGCUGUUAGCCAACUCGGCUCCGAGCGGGCAAUAGAGAAGACUUCUCAAUGGACAAGAACUCGCCUGGAAUUCUUUACUACGUGCGAAGGGAACUAGAGAGAAGCUACAGUUCAUGAGGAGCUUCUCCUCCUAAAUAGGUUCCACUUGCUUUCGACGUUUUGGGCUGUCGUAACUUUUGGGCUUCUCUUAUUCUCGGCGCUUGUGUUUUUCUGGCCGAUUUCCCGUUGGGGGAAAAAAAGGAGAAAGGGGACUUCUGUUGGCUCAGAUUUGGGUCCGACCACUACCCGAGACCUUUUUUUUUGUGUGUGGAUAAUUUGGGGAUGACCGCAGCCGCCUUCGGUGAAAAAGGAAACUCUCACGCGAUUGGCACCAAACGCAACGCUAUUUGGAAAGACGAUUUGAAAUGAAGGAACAAACAAAGAACCCUUCCGUUGUAUUGAAGGCAAAGAAGAAUUGGACCAUGGAACAGUACGACAACCAAAAAAGCUAUAAGCUAAAGUAAUAUGUCUGUGCUUAAUGUAAAAAGAAAAGCAACUUUUGCCAAAUUCAUGAGAUUUAUCAAUUUUCACUGCGGUUACUUUACGGUCCCGUGGGGAAAAUGAGUGCUCAUUGGCUUAAGUUUGUGACUAUGCUGCUCUGCAUCGGCCGCGUUGUGUCGGCGGCGGACGCGUCCGGUUGUAAAUACGACGAGCACUCGAAAAGCACCGGGAAGAGCCUUGGGUCCGACAGGAAAGUGGUCUGCAGCAACAUGGAGCUCCGUCAAAUGCUGCCGCCCGACUCCUUCCCAAAUCGGACUGUCACACUAAUUCUUAACAACAACAAAAUUCAAGAACUGAAGAACGGCUCAUUUCUCGGCUUGUCAACGUUGGAAAAAUUGGACCUGCGGAAUAACCUGAUCAGCCGAAUCGAACAGGGUACCUUCCUUGGAUUGCCAGCUCUCAAAAGACUGGAUUUGUCCAACAAUAGCAUCGGCUGCCUCAACGUGGACAUCUUCAGGGGCCUCACGAGUCUCAUCCGCCUGAAUCUUUCUGGGAAUCUCUUCUCUUCGUUGGCGCAGGGGACCUUUGACAGCCUCGUGUCCUUGAAGUCGCUGGAUUUCCAGACGCCGUACCUGCUGUGCGACUGCAACCUGCUGUGGCUGCUGCGCUGGCUCCGCGACAGGAACGUAGCGGCCAAGAGCACCAAGUGCUCGUACCCGCAGUCGCUGCAGGGCCAGCUCGUCUCAGCCGUCAAGCCGGAGCGCCUCACGUGCGACGCCCCGCUCGAGCUGCCCUCCUUCCAGCUGACACCGUCCCAGCGACAGGUGGUCUUCCAGGGGGACAGCCUACCUUUCCAGUGCCAAGCGUCCUUCGUGGCCGAGGACAUGCAGGUGCUGUGGUACCAGAACGGGCGCAUGGUGACGCCUGACGCCGCCCAGGGCAUUUACAUCGAGAAACACAUGGUGCAGAACUGCUCCCUGAUUGCCAGCGCGUUGACCAUCUCCAACAUCCAACCCGGCUUUACCGGGAACUGGGAGUGCCGGGUCAGGACGAGCCGAGGGAACACCACCAGGACGGUCCAUAUUGUUGUGCUGGAGAGUUCCGCCAAAUACUGCGCCCCUGAACGCAUCUCCAACAACAAAGGAGACUUCAGGUGGCCGCGCACCUUGGCGGGAAUCCGAGCCUUCCUCCCCUGCAACAGAUUACAAUCGAGCGCCGGAAGCUACUCGGGCGCCUCCGGCGAGGAGCAGCGUGCUUGGCGAGACUGUAAUCGCAACGGGCUGUGGGCGGAGGACGACUACUCGCGCUGCCAGUUCCAAAAAGACGUCACGCGAUUCCUCUAUGUUAUCAACCAGAUGCCGCUAAACGAAAGCAACGUGGUGCCCAGGGCUCGCCGCCUACUGGUCUACACCAUCGACGCCGCCAACUUCUCGGACAAGAUGGACAUCAUCUUCGUCGCGGAGAUGAUCGAGAAGUUCACCAAGUUUGUGGAUAAGUUUAAAGACCUCGGUGAGGUGAUGGUGAGCAUGGCCAGCAAUCUGAUGCUGGCCGACGAGCGGGUGCUGUGGAUGGCGCAGCGCGAGGCCACGGCGUGCUCCCGCAUCAUCGCCUGCCUCCAGAAGAUCGCCAUCCACCGCUUGGCCUCGGCGCAAGCCUUCUCUUUGACGUCCCCCAAUAUCGCGCUGGAGGCCCAUUCGGUCAAGGCUAACGAGUGGAACGGAAUGACCUGCAUGUUGUUCCAGAGGCCCAGUCCGGAACGGACUGCCGGGCAGGACCGCCAGCUCACCUUUAAAUGCAACACCACUGGCUCCUUUUCCAGUGUUCUGCUGAAGAGCACCACGGUGGAGGCGUCCCUGCAGCUUCCUCAGUCGCUCUUUACCCAGGCGGCACUGCUGCCUGGCCAGGCGGAGGAUACGGUUUACAAGCUCCACCUCCUGGGCUUCCGCAACGGCAAGUUCUUCCCGUCUACCGGCAACUCCUCCCAGCUGGCUGAUAGCGGGAAGAGGAGGAACGUGGCCACGCCGGUUAUCAUGGCAAAGAUAGAUGGCAUUUCCGCGCGUAUGCUGCGGACGCCCGUCAACAUCACCCUGCGGCGCUUCGCCCGCGGCUCCGACGCCGUCUCCGCCUGCUGGAAUUUCAGCCUAGCGGGCGGUCAGGGCGGCUGGCAGAGCGACGGCUGCCGCAUUUUGGGCCAUCACGACAACUUCACCACCAUUUCCUGCAACUCGCUCGGCAACUACGGGUUGCUCAUGGACCUCAGCUCCGUGGACUAUUUCACUCCCAGCAUUGAGCCGCUCCAUCCCGUCAUCUACGCCACCAGCAUCGUGCUCCUCUUCUGCCUGCUGAGCAUCAUGGCCAGUUACAUCUACCACCACAAGUCGGUGCGCGUCAGCCGCAAGUCUUGGCACAUGCUGGUCAACCUCUGCUUCCACAUCUCGCUCACGUGCGCCGUCUUUGUAGGCGGCAUCAAUCAGACGCGCUACGCCAGCGUCUGCCAAGCGGUGGGAAUUUUACUUCACUACUCCACGUUGGCGACCGCCCUCUGGGUCGGCGUCACAGCACGAAAUAUUUACAAGCAAGUGACGCGCAAAGCCAAGCGCUGCGAGGAGCCGGACGAGCCGCCCCCGCCGCCUCGCCCCAUGCUUAGGUUUUACUUAAUUGGCGGAGGAAUACCCACUAUUGUUUGUGGCAUCACGGCGGCGGCUAACAUCAAGAAUUACGGCAGCCAAAUCAAUGCGCCAUACUGCUGGAUGGCGUGGGAGCCGAGCAUCGGCGCUUUUUACGGCCCGACGGGUUUCAUCGUCUUCGUGGACUGCAUGUACUUCCUCAGUAUCCUGCUUCAGCUGCGGCGCCACCCCGAGCGGCGCUACGAGUUCAAGGAGCUGGCCGACGAGCGGCAGCACCUGGCCGGUGAGGCCGCAACGGACAGCCCGCGCCGGCCCAUCACGCCCGGCGCCCUUCCGCGAGCCGCCUCCCCGGGGGCGCUGGAGAACGAGCACACCUUUGGCGCUCAGCUCACGGGGGCGGCGGUGGCGUUGGGCUUGUACGCCAGCCUGUGGGUGUUUGGCGCCACGGCCGUGUCGCAGGACCACCCUUUUGAUUUGGCCUUCACGUGCCUGUUUGGUGUGGCGGCGCUGGCCCUCGCCGCGUUCAUGGUGGCGCACCACUGCGUCAACAGGCAGGACGUGCGGCGCUUUUGGUCGCAAGCCUGCUGCUCCGCCGGACGCGACUAUUCCGCACAGGAGGACGCUCUUCUGCCGCAACCCGGCGUCGCCGCGGCAUCCGCGGCCGGCUCGGCCAAGACGGACGCCGAUUCCAACAAGGGCGCCCGCAGCAGCAGCGCCGACUCCUCCUGCACCAAUAAGAGCGCGCCCAGCGUGCGCAACUCCGCCCACGGCAGCAAGCUGACCAAUCUGCACGCAGAGGCUGCCCAGUGCAAGCCCCCCGUCGUCGCCCCCGUCGUCGCCCCCCCCACCGCCCCGACGAUGACCAUUUUGGACAACAGCCUGACGGAGCAUUCGGUGGACAAUGAAAUCAAAAUGCACGUGGCGCCGGUGGACGUGCAGUUCCGCCCCGUGGAAAACAAUCCGGCCUCCAACAGGCCCCACAAGAACCGAUCACGCGCUCACCGGGCCAGCCGCCUGACUGUGUUGCGGGAGUACGCCUAUGACGUUCCCACCAGCGUGGACGGCAGCGUCCAAAGCGCCUCCAGCCGGCGGCACCACUAUUACGACAUGGCGGCCCGCAACAGCCGGCGUGCCGCCUACAUGGCUUACAGAGAACGCCACCGGAGCCAGCUGCAGAACGACAGCAGCGACAGCGCCAGCCUGCCGCGACACUCUCGCAAGACCGGCGGGGUGUCCGAGGCGGGGGCGGCGCUCACCGGCUCCAAAGACUCCGUCGAGCCGUUCGGGAGCGGCGAACUGGAAACCAAAUCGUACGGACUCAACCUCAUCACACAAAAUGGAAGUGCGCUCAAAGAAAAUGAACAAGUGGUUCCACUAAUAAGCACGGGCGAAAGCGCCCCCGCUAUCAAAACUGGCUUGUGGAAGCAUGAAACUACCGUGUAGCGUCACGUGCCAUCCUGAAGACACUGUGAAAGGCCAUUUUUCUUUCUUUUUUCCCCCCCCAUCUGUUUUGUAUUUUUUUACAAUUCAUCCACAAGCUCAUCUGCUUUCUCUAAAUGUUCUAUUUUUAUAAGACGUGACUUUGCCACUGUGUUCAUAACAACAACAUCAGCUGUAAUAAAAAGCUACAAAACCA